AUGAGCUCACGCACUCUUAUUCUAUCCGCCCUCGCGGGCGUCGGUGCCAUUGCCGCUGCCAACGCCCUCUCCAAACCUUCUAAAACUCAAUCUAUCGCCGCUGGCAUGAGGAGUCAGUUGGACGAUCUUAAUAGCGCUGCCCACCCCGUACAGAAUCGUCGUGAUACACUAUUAGAUCGCACCGAACUUAUGGAAAGCGCGAAAAAGAGAAAGCCUUGGAAUAUGACGUAUGCGGAACGGGAAGCGCUGUCGAAAGAGUGA
Messenger RNA from Glarea lozoyensis ATCC 20868, 261 nucleotides. RefSeq lists its product as uncharacterized. Bases 1 to 261 code for a protein of 86 amino acids. The transcript has 2 exons. NCBI's taxonomy places the organism in Eukaryota, Fungi, Ascomycota, Leotiomycetes, Helotiales, Helotiaceae. The record is from RefSeq and is a predicted model, not a curated record.